Molecule: messenger RNA, 1947 nt
Organism: Homarus americanus (American lobster)
Lineage: Eukaryota; Metazoa; Arthropoda; Malacostraca; Decapoda; Nephropidae
Product: membrane-associated guanylate kinase, WW and PDZ domain-containing protein 1-like
Exons: 7
Coding region: 1-1743 (580 amino acids)
Cellular component (GO): cilium; plasma membrane; stereocilium tip
Molecular function (GO): protein binding
Source: RefSeq, a predicted model, not a curated record
AUGAGGAGACCGUGGGAAAAUGGGGAGACCGAGGGAAGUGGAGGACAAAUGGAAGAAGUUGAGAGACCGUGGAAAAUAGAGACCCUGUUGAAGUCGUGCGAGGAGGUGACACUGACGGUAGCCACGACGAGUCAACUUCCUACGUCGGUGGUGGUGGCCCAGACGUACUCUUGGGUCACCCCUGAGGGCCGCGCCACUAGCCCACCCCCUGAGUACAACCCCCGCCUCCACCACCACCAAGUGUCCAGGGUGGAGGUGGAGGUGGUGGGGUCAGAGUCGCUGGGGUUGAUGAUCCGAGGAGGGGUGGAGUACGGCCUGGGCAUCUUCAUCACCGGCGUAGACGACGACUCUGCCGCUCACAAAGCUGGCCUACAGGUAGGUGACCAGAUCCUGGAGGUAAACGCGGAGAGCUUCCUGGCGGUGACGCACGACACGGCCGUCAACAUCCUCAAGUACUCGCGUCGUCUGCGUCUGGCGGUGCGUCGUGUGGGUAAGGUCCCCCACUCCUGCACCACCUACGACAGGCGUUGCUGGCCGCCUACCCAGAGCAACGGAGAGACCUCGGCGGAGAACAUGGAGGCGACGCUGGCGAUGAUCGAUGAGAAAUCUCAGAGGGUGCUAACACGAACCCACCACGCUAGGCUGAAAGAGGUGGUGAGUGACUACGCCGCCGGCAGGAUACCCGUAGAACACCUUCUCAUCACCACCAGGGACCUCCUCAACUCUCCCGACAAGAUGAGCCUGCUGACGGAGCUGCGGGAGGUGGUAAGACCAGAGGACCAGGACAAGUUCGACGCUGCCGUGUUCCGCACCGCCGCCAGGGUGCAGGACAAGCCCCAACGGCGCCACAGCCACACUGGCGAACUCAACGGCGCCGCUGGCGGAAAACCUCUGCCCAAAUCCCUCCACGCCCCUACCGCUCACCCGCAGAGGUCGGCCCUCUCCCACGCCCGCACCAAAAAGUACGACGACUUCUCCAAGCCCCAAAACAGCAGGGGUCGUGAAGAGUACGACCUCCUGCCUUCCACGAGGGUGAGGGACGAGUUUGACCUAUCCCCGUCCAGAUUAAGAGACGAUUACGACUCCUCCUCACGGUUAAUAGAUGACUAUGACUCUCCCUCGGCCAGAGUGAGAGAUAACUAUGAUAUCUCCCCGUCCAGAGAGAUUGAUGACUAUGACCAUUCUCCAUCUAGAAGAGAGGAGUAUGAUCCCUCUCCACUAGUGAGGGACGAGUAUGAUCCAUCAACACGAGGGAGGGACGAAUACGAUCCCUCGAUGCGAAGUAGGGACGAGUACGAUCCCUCAACACGAGUGAGGGACGACUACAAUACCUCGACACGAGGUAGGGACGAGUACGAUCCCUCGACACGAGGGAGAGAAGAAUACGAGUCCUCUGCACUCAGAGGGAGAGAGGAAUACGACACUUCGUCCCGAGUCAGGGACGAUUACGACCCAGUACCUGCUCGAGUGAGAGACGACUAUAACUACGAUCCACCCCAUCCUGGGCGACACCGGAACGACUACGACACGAGGGAUGAAUACACCCAGCAGGCGGGACGCUGCCACGAGAACUACGACGUCUUGGCAGACGAGUACGAGGUUGGGGUUCGCACCAGCUCCCGGGAGGACUUCAACUCAACGCCACACUUCAGGGAGGUGUUCGACGAGUCACCUUCCAGAAACCACUUCGCAUCAAAUCAUCUUCAAGUAAGUACACGAUUUUCUUUGAUGAGUUUUCCCUAAAAGAGUAGCGAUGUCCUGUGGGAGAUUCACACCAGAUGUUUUGCUGUAAUGGGAGUCGAAUCUACUUGCCAGAAUCACUGUUAGUUUAAAUAGGUGAGUGAUCCUUGUCUUUAUGAUUGUGUUGAUGACGGGUAAUGGACUGUUUGUAUUGAUGAGAUUCAUUAUUUCAAUGAUGUCUGGAGAGCUCUUUGAUUCUGUCAUGGU